CAGUCCCUUUUUCAGGACGUGGAAAGUUGUUGUUCUCUUUCCAUAGGACUGAAUUCCACGAUGUUGAGAGGAGUCGCUCACGGUGCAAAAGAUAUAUUUACUCUACUGUUGAUGAGAUCUCAGUACUGUAACCCAGGACUGAAUUUUUCAUCUGUAUGGAUGGAAGUAGCAAACAGAAGCUUCCCAAUACAUUCCAAUUACACAACUGACACAAAAUCAAGAGAGGAAAAUAAAAAAACCAUUGAGAGUCUCCACACAUUGUCAGUCGACAUUAAGAAAAUACGCAGACUAAAGGAAUGGGUCCUUCUCCAGGAUGUGGCCUAUGUUAAAGAAAUUGCUGGUAUCUUACAAGAAAUGGGAGCGGACAAGACUGCUGUAGCCAACAUUUUAGAACGCUGCCCAGAGGCAAUUCUCCAUACCCCUGCAGAGAUAAACUCUCAAAGAGCUCUAUGGCAAUUAGUAUGUCAGAAUGAAAGCCAGUUGAUUAAAUUAAUAGAGCAAUUUCCAGAGUCUUUUUUCACUACUGAGUAUCAUGAGAACCAGAAGGCAAAUAUACUGUUUUUUCAAGAGUUGGGACUUAAGAAUAACAUAAUCACCAGGUUCUUGACAAGCGCACCCAAUAUUUUCUACAAUCCUGUUGAGAAAAACAAAAAUGUGAUAGAUACAUUACAAAGAAGUUAUUUAAGUUUAGGAGGUUCUGAUGCAAAUAUGAAGAUCUGGAUACUGAAGCUAUUGAGCCAAAAUCCAUUUAUUUUAUUAAAUACCUCCACUGCAAUCCAGGAGAACUUGGAAUUUCUCCAGAAGAAUGGUUUCACCGACCAUGAAGUACUACAGCUGCUGUCUAAACUUAAAGGUUUCAUUUUUCAACUUAGUCCUACUACUAUGCAGAAGAGUAUGCUUUUUUCCCAAAAUGUCUUUGAGUGCAGUAAUCAAGAAUUAAAACAGCUAGUGCUGAAAUGCCCAGCCCUUCUCUACUAUUCUGUUCCAGUUUUGGAAGAAAGACUUGAAGGACUACUGAAGGAAGGAAUUUCUGUAGCACAGAUUAGAGAGACGCCGAUGGUGCUGGAAUUGACAACGCAAAUUGUUCAGUACCGAAUUAAAAAACUCUCUGCUUUGGGAUACGAUAUAAAGACUGGAACUCUAGAAAGCUUGAACGGUACUAAGAAAGAUUUUGAAGUCAAUUACGGCAAGAUACAAUCAAAGAAGGAGAGACCAAUUUUUAAUCCUGUUGCUCCUGUCAACAUCGAAGAUUAA
Messenger RNA from Charadrius vociferus (killdeer), 1254 nucleotides. RefSeq names its product mitochondrial transcription termination factor 2 (gene MTERF2). The transcript is spliced from 2 exons. NCBI's taxonomy places the organism in Eukaryota, Metazoa, Chordata, Aves, Charadriiformes, Charadriidae. Gene Ontology annotation, molecular function: double-stranded DNA binding. The record is from RefSeq and is a predicted model, not a curated record. Bases 61 to 1254 code for a protein of 397 amino acids. Gene Ontology annotation, cellular component: mitochondrial matrix. Gene Ontology annotation, biological process: regulation of DNA-templated transcription; termination of mitochondrial transcription.